Messenger RNA from Camelina sativa (false flax), 1006 nucleotides. NCBI's taxonomy places the organism in Eukaryota, Viridiplantae, Streptophyta, Magnoliopsida, Brassicales, Brassicaceae. The record is from RefSeq and is a predicted model, not a curated record.
UUUCGUUUAAUUUUAUAUUCAAUUUCGCCUUCGAAUUUGGUUUUCCUCAGCAUUUACUUUCUCGGGUUUUAAUCGAUCAAUCUUUACUGGGUUUUUGCAGAAGUAUUUGAUCUGAAGAAAACAAUUCAAUGGAGUGCGUAGUUCAAGGAAUCAUCGAGACACAACAUGUAGAAGCUCUUGAGAUUCUUCUUCAAGGUCUCUGUGGUGUUCAACGCGAACGUCUGAGAGUUCAUGAGUUGUGUUUAAAAAGUGGCCCAAGUCUUGGAGUUGUGCCCUCUGAAGUUAGGCUUUUAUGUGAUCUUGAUCAACCAGAUCCCACAUGGACUGUUAAACAUGUUGGAGGUGCAAUGAGAGGUCCUGGUGCUGAUCAAAUCUCUGUUAUGGUUAGAACUUUGAUUGAAAGUAAAGUAAGCAAGAACGCUUUGCGUAUGUUCUAUGCACUCGGUUACAAACUUGACCAUGAGCUUCUCAAAGUCGGAUUCGCCUUUCAUUUCCAACGGACCGCCAACAUAAGUGUCUCUGUGUCUUCUGUUAAUAAGAUGCCUAAAGUUCAUGCUAUAGAUGAGGCAGUUCCUGUUACACCUGGGAUGCAGAUUGUUGAUGUCACAGCUCCUGCAACACCUGCGAAUUACAGCGAAGUCGCUGCUGCGGUUUCAUCUUUCUGUGAAUUUCUCGCCCCGCUUGUUCACUUGUCGAAACCAUUUAUCUCCACGGGAGUUGUGCCAACCGCUGCUGCAGCUGCCGCAUCUCUUAUGUCGGAUGGAGGAGGUACUGCAUUGUAACCAGUUGGAUCUUGUGUUCUAUCUUGUCAGAUCUUUAGGUUCAUUGUAGUCAAUUUUAUUUUCUGAUCACACAAUGGUUGUGAAAUCUCCUGAAGCAUUAGAGUUGAAUAUUUAUUGAGUUAGGGCUCUUUGAAGAUAUUUGUUCUUCUCUCAACCUUUUGAUAGCAAGAUGUUGUUCCAUUGUUGUUACUAGACUGAAAGAUUUUGAAGCUUUGAUUUCAAGA